Molecule: messenger RNA, 3316 nt
Organism: Ceratina calcarata
Lineage: Eukaryota; Metazoa; Arthropoda; Insecta; Hymenoptera; Apidae
Product: leucine-rich repeat extensin-like protein 5
Exons: 5
Coding region: 1546-3243 (565 amino acids)
Cellular component (GO): extracellular region
Molecular function (GO): chitin binding
Source: RefSeq, a predicted model, not a curated record
ACCCGGAGAGCCCGAGAUCGGUUGCGGAUAUUUGAAUUUUAGGAUUACGUGGAUUCGCGUUGGUUUCGUCUGUUUUUUCUGACUCGUUCCACCGGAUUCGAAGGAAUCUUCCUCAUUGCGGAUAAUAAAAAGGACGACGAGUCCGGGCACUGGUCCCCGGGCAACCUGUGCCAUAAAAUUCACGCAAUAUCCAGACCGGCAUUGGACCAGGAAGAAAGCGUUGUCGCGCGGAAUCAUUCAAGAGCCUCGCGUACCUUGCCUGAAUAUCGGAAUGCACUCGCUGGUAAUGAGAAACCCUCUAAAGAGCAAUCUCGAUGCUGGUUCCAACUCGGCAUUCCAACAUUCGAGAUUCACAAGUUCAAUGACUUUCGGUCCUCGUCCUUCGAAGUUCUUCACGAAAUUUCGGGGAGGCGAGGAAACCGGAAGUUCCUCCGGCGAAGCAGACGUUAGAAUUUCGAAGUAAUUUUUCAGCUGAGUAGUAUUCUUCGCGUCUAAUACUGAUAACGUUGAUUAUUUGCCAUGGUCUGAUAAAAAUUUCAGUUUCAGGAAAGAUAAAUAGAUCGCGAAUUUUAUAUAUACAUAAAGAAUGUAUGUAACGUGUAAAAGUGUGCAUUAAAAGUAUUAUACCCAUUUUUAUUUUUUAAGUAUCAAUCUAGAUUUCAAAUAACAUCACAAAUGCUUUAUUUUGAAUAAAAAUCCUCAGUCUACUGGUGAUUGAUCAAGUCUUAAUACUGUGACUUGAAAUCUCAUACAAAAAUGUCUUAACUCGAGAACGAAAAACAUAAUGAAGACAAUUUCUCUUAUACUAUUGCAUCAUUGUUUUGAAAAGAACGAGAAGUUACUAUCUAAAGGUAAUUGAACCAGCUGCAUCAGUGUACCUUACAAGUGCACGAGGACAAACGGAAAGUUGAAUGCACAGGGAAAUGCCUGUUGACAAUACCGUUAUAGAAUAUUGUCCGAAAGGCUAACCAAGUACGUCCGUCCCGGACAAGACCUUGACAUCCUACGCGGCCGUCCACUACGCGUCAUCCACCUCCCUACAAGAAUCUUUUUCUUGCGUCCGCAGAUACGAUUCAGCGAAUGAUCACCGGGGAAGGCGCACGAUCUUGACCGGUCAUUCUAAAUCUCCUCCAAUAAGAAUCCAACCGACGGAUACGUCCUUGCGGCUCGUCUUCGACCCCGCUGACAGCUGCAAGGUGGAGGGGAAUUUUCAGCGGGAACGAGAGCGGCACACCGCGCCGCGCAGAAAAGAAACAAACGUGGACUUCCUGAGCAAGGAGUCCACCGCAGGGUCCUGCGCCCGUGUAAUUGGGGUCCUCCGCGAAGCUACUCCCUACGAACCAGAAUGGUGGUGGGGGAUGCCCUAUGUAAGCCCUCGAACCGACGAGGUCCAGGCCAUCCAGCAUCAGGACAUCGUACGCAAGGACUCGGACAUAAACGAGGUUCGCUGAAGGAUCACCUCGACGAUCAUCGCGAGCUCAUCCAGGACGUCGGGUUCACACGUUCUCCAGGGUGUUCUCAUAGAUACCGUCACUAGACGUCAGCAUGAAAUUGAUAAUAAUAAUAGUAUCGACCCUUGCGCUGGGACUCUGCGAUGCAGCGAAGAGAACCACCACUACACCGUCCGCCGUCGGAGGAAGACAGUUUGGACACCCUCAACGGCAAGAUUUAGAAAACGUGUGGGAUCUCGUGGAGUUACAAAAAUUGGACACUCACGCAAACGAUUGGAACAAGAAUCCGUCAUCUUCGAACGACACAGAAUUAGAGGAUACAGAGUUUAUUAAUACUAGACAAAGUUAUCCUCUCCUUCCUACUCCUGGUGAUUCAAACGAACUGCCAGGACCCAUUAAACCGAUACCAGUCCCUACGCCACCGCCAGGAUGUUACAAUCCACGGGGACAAUUUCCAAGCCCGAAGAGCUGCUCCAGUUAUUUAAAUUGUUGGGACGACACGGUCACCGAGCAAACCUGCCCCGAUGGAUUACUCUUCAACGAUGUUCUCCUCGUCUGCGAUUACGAUUAUAACGUGAAUUGCAAUAACCGACCUAUGCCGACGCCGAAGCCGUCACUACCCACCGGAUCGAAGUUAUGCCCAGAACCGAAUGGACACUACAGAAGUGCGACGAACUGUUCGGAAUUCUACGUGUGCGUAUACAGAAAACCCAUCAAGUUUGGAUGCCCACGCGGCUUGGUCUACAAUGACAUAAUAGGCGUCUGCGACUACCCGUACAACGUCGACUGUAAAGGCGCAGCAAGUCCCCCGCCUCAAACCACCUCCCCACAGACACCUUCAUCGCAGCCGCCUUCGGAACCGCAACCACCAUCAUCCUGGCCUUCACAACCAUCGCAACCAUCACAACCAUCACAACCAUCGCAACCAUCCUGGCCUUCUCAACCUUCCCAACCAUCACAACCGUCGCAACCGUCCUGGCCUUCUCAACCAUCACAACCAUCACAACCAUCACAACCAUCACAACCAUCGCAACCUUCCCAACCUUCUCGGCCUUCCUGGCCUCCCCAACCAUCUCAACCAUCACAGCCAUCGCAACCAUCACAACCUUCUCGACCUUCCUGGCCUCCGCAACCAUCUCAACCGUCACAACCAUCGCAACCAUCGCAACCUUCUCGUCCUUCCUGGCCUCCGCAACCGACCCAACCAUCACAACCAUCGUGGCCUUCGCAACCAUCACAACCGUCCAAACCAUCCCAACCCUCACAACCAUCAUGGCCUCCGCAACCAUCACAGCCAUCGCAACCAUCGCAGCCAUCUCAACCAUCUUGGCCUUCGCAACCAUCACAACCUUCUUAUGGGCCAUCGCAACCUUCUCAGCCCUCCUGGCCUCCACAGCCAUCCCAACCAUCUUAUGGACCGUCACAACCAUCUUAUGGACCAACACAGCCAUCCCCUUAUCCCGGAAAUCCAUGGUUGAUUAGAAACGAACCUGAUCCGUGGCAUCAACGGAAAGUUACUGAACUGGAAAUCGAUAAAGAACAGGAUGCACAGGAAGAAGCAGUCACUGAUCAACCGGAACAUAUAGAGAAUCCUUGGGCCCUGGUACAAAGCAUCCCCCCUAGUCUAGCCGCGACUCCCUGUAGAAAUGGGCAUGUGCAUAGGUUGAACGAUGCUUGUACGAAUGUGGUAGUUUGUAGGAACAAACGACCACAGUUGGUGCAAUGUUUGUCGGGACUCACGUACGACAGACCGUCGGACUCUUGUAAACCUAUUUCUGUUGCCAAAUGCUAACCGCAAACUCAUUACGCUUCGUAUUAAAUACGCUGACUUCUUAAACGUAAAUAAAGCAUCCAUUUUUUUUAAA